AUGGCCGCACGAAGGCAGAUCCAAUAUGUGCUCUUUGACAUGGAUGGACUAAUGAUCGACUCGGAGCGGGUGUACACCGACGUAACGAACGAGAUCCUUGCCGAAUAUGGCGCCGAGAUGACCUGGGACAUCAAAGCAGGGCUCAUGGGCAAACCCGAGCACGACGCAGCCGCGCACCUCCUUUCCUUCUUCCCCUCCAUUCCCAUCUCCCUCGAAGACUAUCUCACCCGGCGCAACCUCCUCCAGGAUCAAAGCUGGCCGCACGUCCAGCUCUUGCCAGGGAUCCGCAAGAUCGUGCAGCACCUGCACCGUCACCGGAUCCCCAUUGCCAUCGCCACGGGAUCGCGUCGGCGGAACUUCGAGAUGAAGACCGAGCACCUGCAAGACGUGUUCGGCCUGUUCGGCCACAACGUCGUGUGCGGGGACGACGAGUGGAUCAAAACUGGGCAUGGAAAGCCGUUUCCUGACGUCUUUCUCGUAGCAGCGAGGGACUGCCUCGGGCGGAACGUCGGAGACAAGGGCGACACUGGCGAGAAGGAAGGCGAUAUGUGCAGCGCAGACGAACAAGCAGAGAGGGCGAAAGGGUUAGUGUUUGAGGACGCGAUACCAGGCGUGCAGGCUGGCAAGAGAGCUGGCAUGAGUGUUGUGUGGGUUCCUGAUCCCAAUCUCCUCAAAUUAGAGACACAAGGUCCAGCAGCGCCGGAUCAAGUGCUUGGUUCGCUCGAAGAUUUCGUACCAGAAGAGUGGGGUUUACCGCCAUACGACUCGGACUAA
Messenger RNA from Heterobasidion irregulare TC 32-1, 774 nucleotides. RefSeq lists its product as uncharacterized. The transcript is spliced from 5 exons. Gene Ontology annotation, molecular function: phosphatase activity. The record is from RefSeq and is a predicted model, not a curated record. Bases 1 to 774 code for a protein of 257 amino acids. Lineage: Eukaryota; Fungi; Basidiomycota; Agaricomycetes; Russulales; Bondarzewiaceae.